CUCUCCCUCACACCACCACAACCACUCGAAUAUCGCAUCAAGCUCACCAAUGGCCCGUACCAAGCAAACAGCCCGCAAGUCCACCGGAGGCAAAGCCCCGCGCAAGCAACUCGCAACAAAGGCCGCUAGGAAGACAGCACAGACUGCCACUGGUGGUGUCAAGAAACCCCACAGGUUCCGCCCUGGAACCGUCGCUCUCCGUGAAAUCAGGCGUUACCAGAAGUCCACUGAGCUGCUUAUCAGGAAGCUUCCCUUCCAGAGGCUCGUUCGUGAGAUCGCUCAGGAUUUCAAGACCGACCUGCGGUUCCAGUCUUCCGCUGUGAUGGCCCUUCAAGAAGCCGCCGAGGCGUACCUCGUCUCUUUGUUCGAGGACACCAACUUGGCUGCCAUCCACGCCAAACGUGUUACCAUUCAACCCAAGGACCUCGCACUCGCCCGCCGUCUCCGUGGGGAGAGAUCUUAAAUGCCCAUUCCCGAUCGAAGGCCUCACCCUUAAAGUAUGCUCAGGUGUAGAGCCUUUCAGCGUGGCAUUCAUUCAUUAUAGUGGUCGUUUUCUUUUGGCCCCCACGCGUUAUGGACGUAUUUAUUCCGUGAAAGGCGUUGUAUUUUCUUGUAUAUGUAAUAAUACAUAAGUGUUACGUUCAAAAAAAAAAAAAAAA
This is a messenger RNA of Laccaria bicolor S238N-H82, 659 nucleotides long. Its product is annotated as histone H3. The record is from RefSeq and is a predicted model, not a curated record. Gene Ontology annotation, molecular function: structural constituent of chromatin; DNA binding; protein heterodimerization activity. Gene Ontology annotation, cellular component: nucleosome. The coding region runs from base 50 to 463 and encodes 137 amino acids. NCBI's taxonomy places the organism in Eukaryota, Fungi, Basidiomycota, Agaricomycetes, Agaricales, Hydnangiaceae. The transcript is spliced from 8 exons.